Cimex lectularius (bed bug) is the source of this 3523-nucleotide messenger RNA. It is a transcript of the gene qvr, whose product is annotated as protein quiver. Gene Ontology annotation, biological process: positive regulation of voltage-gated potassium channel activity; sleep; regulation of synaptic transmission, cholinergic. NCBI's taxonomy places the organism in Eukaryota, Metazoa, Arthropoda, Insecta, Hemiptera, Cimicidae. The coding region runs from base 278 to 748 and encodes 156 amino acids. The record is from RefSeq and is a predicted model, not a curated record. The transcript has 7 exons.
GCGGAUAAACCAGUCUGGUCGGAUUAACAGGCAGGGGCAGAGGCCGACGUCGUCCACAAAGAGGGGAAAAAUGGAUAUGUCCACAAUUGGCCGAAUCUGAAAAGCCGAGGCGGGCCCCGCGAACCCCAGUGGCUGCCUAUUCCCCAUCCAAACGCCAGACCCAGUAGAUUAUGCUAGUCCGGUUGUGCAAAUAUCCGCUAUUUGGGAUUCGCAAAAAGCGGACGAUGAAAUGUUGGCGUCGUUAAUCUGAAUAAUAAUCGGCGUUUUAUGUCAAAACAUGGGGAUGUUAUGGUUGACAUCAUUCACAGUCAUUGUGUUAUCCCAUAUUACAGUAGCUCAAGCUUGUAGGAGAUCAGUGGUUUUAUUUGCUGCUAUCCACCUAGCCUCUUCGGAAUGUCAGACCCGCUCUAUAUACUGUUAUGAAUGUGACUCUUGGAAAGAUCCGAGGUGUAAGGAUCCGUUUAAUUACACCGCACUCCCUCGAGACCAGCCACCACUCCAAACAUGCAACGGAUGUUGUGUUAAGAUGGUGCGAAACUCAAAAACAGCGUAUGAGAGCGUCCGCCGGACCUGCACGACACAGCUUCAAAUCAACUUAUUUAUGGUCGACCACGUGUGCAUGCUGGAAAGUACUGGGACGGGUCACAUGUGUUUCUGUGAGGAGGACAUGUGCAAUUCGGCUCAUUGGGGCAAGAGACCCGCUCUGUUCCUCUUGCUCGCCCCCUUAGCCUUGCUCUUUCACAGAUAAACCAACCUCAUUAUAACCCCUGUCUUCCCAAACAUAGCCUGUAGACCUAGUGGUGUAAUUUUUGAGAAAAAAAAACGGCUUGGCAUCUGUGCUCAGGGAGUCGGUAAGGGUUCUAGGGUCUCUAACUUGACAGAUUAACAAUUUGAGACAAUAAAGUUUAAGAAAGUUAAGGCCCGACAAAUGUGUUGGAGUAGCUUGUUUGAACACUUUCAAACAAUCCACAAUCCUUCAUAGUAUAAACAUCACGUAACUCCUUACUCGAAAUUAAAAAGUACAAAUUCCAAUGUUUGACAUGUGAGAGAAUGCAUUUGCUGUACCAAAAGAACUGUCGGAUAAAUAUUAACAUCAUUAACUCAAACAGUGUUAUUUAUGCAUGGUGAAUGGAAAUAUUAGAGCUUCAUUUUUUAUUAAUUAACGUUUAAUUUGGGCAUUUACUAUAGUUUGUCACGUUGUCACUCCAGUUUUGAAUAAAUUCCAACAAAUCGAAUUUUGGGAUCAACACUAUCCUAAAUUAUAUCAUAAAUAUUUCUUAUAUAAACUCACUGUCAGUACAAAAAAAAAUCCCUACUUGCGCAACUUUAUUAAUCAACAUACAUAUAAUAUAUAUUUAUAUUUCAUUGAUAAUGUUUAAAGGAUCACAUUUUUUAAAUUUGUAGAUUACAAGCACUGUCGAUAUUUCUGUAUCAGCAUAGAGAGCAACUGUAGAAACUUAAAAGGCAGAACGGUUGGUCUGAUUGUAAAAUUGCAGUAGAACUUUAAGCAAUCUGCAUGGAAUGUGAUAUAGAAGAAGGGUCUAUUAUUUUUGUAUUGUUACAAUGAUUUUUAGAAUUUAUUUAAUUUUUUGUUUGAAUGAGAUAUUUUGUUAGUGAUUUCUUUACAUAAAACAAUGUAUAUGGGAUUUUUGUGAUUUUAGGAAUGCAAUCUAAUUAUAGAUUAGUUGCUUGUAGAAUAAGUGCUCAAUACUAAUUUUUAUCAAUCGCUAAUUAUCCAUACGGCAUAUUGAGAGAAAUGGAGAGAGAAAGCCGGGGUGAUAAUAUCGACAAAACCCUCUCAUUGAAAAUAUGUCUACCGUCCAAGAACAACAUGAGGGAUUUAGUAUUUAUCGCCCCGGCGGAUUGCAGCAGUACAAUUGGACAUAAGAACAUCAAUUUUUAUGUUAAAUCGAUUAAUCUACUAUAAAUGGCAUGUCGCAAAGCAAGAACUCAAUCCUAACAUCUACCCCUGGAAAAACACUAAUUAAGCAUGCCUACACCUUUUACCAAUCUCACUUUCGUUUAAACAUUAAGUAACCACUGUAAAUAUACAUAUGAAAAUUAUUUUGUAUCUGACGUAGCACUACUACACAAGAAAAUUGUAUAACACCUGUAAAUAUUCCAAACAGACAUUUUUGUGCAAAGCAUUAACACACUUUGGCUUGAUGAAAGCUGUGCAUGCAAAUUCUUCCUUAGACCUCUGUCUGAUACCAACAGUAAGAGUGAGUAGCUAAACCCCAAGGUGAACAUAAUUCUAAUUAUAAUGAAAUGGAUUGUGUGGUGGAGAGGCCGGGGAGAAUGAGCCACCACGAUUGCGACAAUUGUCCUGCACUCACAGAUUUAGGCCCGACGAUCGAUCCCCAGGGUCGGUAGUCGGGCCCGCGUUUGGCCCCGACUUGGUUUACACUGUUUCACAGAGCGUCUGCUCUCUGGAAAGGUGGAAACACACUUUUCUCACUGGACACGAUCACAUGUCCAAUGCACACACAUUUAUUAAAAAAUAACAAGUAAGAAACUCAAUAUUUCCUAUUCAAAACAAUAUUUAAAAAACUAACGGAUGGCCAUACAAAGUAUUUCUUUAGGUUUCUGGUUUACUUUUUUUUAAACUUAGCUUCUUACUUGUUAUUUUUCUCCUGGGCGGGUUUAACUUAGAUUUAAGUAAAAUUUCUACUUUAAAUCUGCCCUUUUGAUUAAUCUGUGCCUUUUGCCUAGAUUUCAUAUGCAACAGGCAUAGGUUAAUUCAUCUCUCAUGUUGCCAAUGAAGUCUUUUUUCCUAAUAUUUUAAGUCAAUUGUAAUCACUCGUCUGGCUUUUGUUUUCCUGUUCUACUCUUUAAAAUGCAAUUGGAUAUGGCACAGUGUACCUUUGUAACACCAAAAAAGCACUUUGUAAGCUAAAAAUUUAUAUACUGUCACUAAAAACCACAUUUAUAUUUAAUUAAAUAUAAUUACUUUUGAAAAAGAAAUUAUUAAGGAGUGAGUUUUUUAAGCAUAUAUACAUGGCAUGUAUAUAUAGCAUAAUGAAAAUAUUUUCUCAGCCAAGAAGCUGUUGCCAUUUGAAUACUUAUAAUAAAUAGAUUUUACAUUUCAAAAAAUUUGUUCUACUGAUGAAUUGAUGAAACAAUAUUUCAUCUUUAUUAAUUUAAUUAGUUUCUCUAGGAAAGUGAUAUUUAAUUAGUGAUUGAUGAUAGUUCUUAAAUUUGAAUAUCAACAAUUUAGCAGUCUCAAAUUUUUAUCCUUGUUAAAAUAAUGUUUAUAUUUUACGCUUAGAGAUUUUAAUAAUAUGCAUUAUUAUGUAUUUAUCAUUUUUAAAACUAGCAAGUAAUGUCAAUGACUAUAAUUAGAUACUGAUAAUUUAUUGAUUUAAUGAGUUAAGGUGUUCAAGUUCAUGUAAAAUGAAUAUGAAAGAAUUUACAAAUCAUGCUAACUUCAAAAAGAAACAAAGAAAUUUCUUUUGGCUAUACCAACAAUACCUUAAAAAUAUUUAAUAGCCAUUUUAUGCUGUGAAAUUAAAAUCAUUCUUAU